Verruconis gallopava is the source of this 810-nucleotide messenger RNA. RefSeq lists its product as uncharacterized. NCBI's taxonomy places the organism in Eukaryota, Fungi, Ascomycota, Dothideomycetes, Venturiales, Sympoventuriaceae. Bases 29 to 766 code for a protein of 245 amino acids. The transcript has 2 exons. The record is from RefSeq and is a predicted model, not a curated record.
AGUUGCUAUACGUAGUCUAAAUCAGUCUAUGAUGAUUGUAAUUCAUCACCUAGGCAUCUCGCAGUCUGAGCGCAUAGUUUGGCUGUGCGAGGAACUGGGAGUCCCAUACCAACUCGUCAAGCACAUACGAGAUCCUAUCGCAUCUCCAGAAUCGCUUACAAGCCUUCCCGGGAACAAGACGGGCAAGUCGCCGUACAUUGAGGACACAGAUACGGGAGUCUCUUUAAGUGAGAGCUGCGCUAUCUGUGAUUACAUCAUAUAUAGGCAUGCCGGGGGGAAACUUGCGCUUCAACCAGAUGACAUUCACUACCCUGAUUAUCUUUACUGGUAUCAUUAUGCCAAUGGUACCCAGCAGCCUGCAAUGAUGACUUCCAUGUUCCUCUCCCAUGUUCCUACCGAUGCUCCCAUCAAACAAGCUGUUGAGCAACGUCUCCACGCUAUGUUGAAGCACACUAACGACCGUCUUGCUACGUCUAAAUGGCUCGCUGGCCCUGAAUUCACGGCUGCGGACGUAAUGAGCGUGUACGGCUUGACAACACAACGAUAUUGGGGUCCACAAGUCAGUCUGAAACCCUAUCCACACAUACUAAGGUGGUUAGCGGAUUGUGCUAGCAGGGAAGCAUAUAAGAGGGCGAUGGAGAAGGGCGAUCCAGAAAUGGAAUGUCUUGUAGGAGCCGAGCCACCAAACGUCAAUAUGUUUGAAGUCGGUGGAACUAAAAGUGAUCAUUGGAAAAAGAAGCUGAAUGAGGGUCAAGCGACUCUCUAAGCAAUUAAAGGAUGGGCUAUGAUUUUCGUCUAUGUGCGCCUCCC